Symbiodinium natans is the source of this 441-nucleotide messenger RNA. NCBI's taxonomy places the organism in Eukaryota, Dinophyceae, Suessiales, Symbiodiniaceae. The record is from the annotation of a GenBank genome assembly.
AUGGCUCUCAGAAGCUGGUUUCGUUUUAGUUUUGGGGGCACCUGUCAUGGCUGCCCACGUGCCUGUCACAAGGCUGCCGAGCGAAGUGAGGAUCGGGCGUGGGAUGAAGCCAUAAUUCGGGACCCCAACCUUGACGGCAUUAUCAGUGUGCUUCCAGAGCCAGCUGGCUGCCCCAAGCACAGGCAACUUGAUGCUUUCUGGAACAGCUUCCAGGGAUGGUGGUACCGACAGGAGGACAAUGAGUGUGUCGGCGAGAUCUUCAGGGAUAGCAUGAUCUGGCACCCUCAGUGGAAGAUGCCGGAAAAGGAAACCUGCCUCGAGAUGGUAGCACAAGAUACAAUCAUGCAGGAUCUUCGUGGCCACGUUCUUAUGGGCAGUGUCCUCCGGGAUGCGCAGAUGUCCAUAUGCUGGAGCAAUGGUGACGUUUGGUUGUUGAAGUGA